This is a messenger RNA of Leptopilina boulardi, 2756 nucleotides long. Its product is annotated as SET and MYND domain-containing protein 4-like. The coding region runs from base 247 to 2136 and encodes 629 amino acids. Gene Ontology annotation, molecular function: protein binding. The record is from RefSeq and is a predicted model, not a curated record. Lineage: Eukaryota; Metazoa; Arthropoda; Insecta; Hymenoptera; Figitidae. The transcript has 5 exons.
UUCUAUAUGUUCUCGAAAGUUCUUAAGAAAUUUACGAACCCAGUAAACGUAACCUAACUGAACCUAAAUUUAGAUCCUUAGAUCAUUUUGUAAAAGUUGAAAACAUCUCAUAAAAGAAAGUUUAAUUUCUCAAAUUCUAAUAGUGAAAAUUAGUGAUAUGGAAAAUAAUUCCUAACGGAAAAAAAAACAUCGAAACUGGUAAUUAUUUUUUUUUAUUGUUAAAAAAAGAAACGAUUUUGAAAAAAAAUGGACGAGAUUUUAAAAACUCUACACAGCAAUAUUAUAGAAAGACAAAAGCAAGAGAUUUUAUCGAAAACAUUUAUGAACGCUGAAAAUGAUCAACAACGAAUGAAAUUUAUGUACAAUGUAUUGAAUGAAUUUAAUAUUAUUCCAAAUUCAAAAUGUGAAAUUAAAAAUUCAUUAGAUUCACAAAAAUUUCGUAAUCAAGGAAAUGAAAUUUUUGUCUCAACAUUUAAUGCAACGGAAUAUUUAAAAGCAUGGGAACUUUAUUCAAAAAGUAUUGCAUUCUCACCAAAUAAUUCUGAAGAAUUAACAUUGGCCUUUGCCAAUAGAUCGGCAGUUCUUUUUCAUUUGGGUAAAUAUUAUGAGGCAUUAAAUGAUAUUGAAAUGGCAUUAAAUUUAAAUUAUCCCAAACAUCUUAGGACAAAAUUAUAUUUAAGAAAAACUGAAUGCCUUGCCUAUUUAAAUCAUCCAAAAUUAAAUGAAUUUUAUCAAGAAACAUUAUUGUGGCUUGAUAAAAUGUGUUUAGAUGAUUCGAAACGUGAGAAAUUUAAAAAUAAAUUACAAACAAUGAAAAUAAAAAAAAUUAAAAUUGAAAAUUUAUCUGAUCCAAUUGUACCAAUAAUAAUAAAACAAAAUGAAAUACCAUGCGCAACAAAUGCAUUGACUGUGAAAUUUAAUGAUAAAUUUGGAAGACAUGUAGUGACAACACGUUCAAUUGAACCAGGUGAAAUACUUGCUGUUGAAAAACCAUAUUCUUGUAUUCUUGCCACUGAAAAUAUGUAUACACAUUGUGGUAAUUGUUUAAGAAUUGCCUGGUCAAGUAUACCAUGUGAAUAUUGUUGUUUUGUUGUUUAUUGUUCGGAAAAUUGUAAAGAAAAUGCAUGGAAAAAAUAUCACGAUAUUGAAUGUUCUGUUACUGGAUUUUUGUUAAAUUUAGAAAUGAAUAAAUUAGGAUUAUUUAGUAUGAGAUUGACAAUAUUGGCAGUUAGGGAAUUUGGUAAUUUGGAAAAAUUAAGAGACGAAUUGAAGCACAUUGACUCAUGUAAAGAUUUAAGAACAAAAGGAUUCUCAGAUGAUGGAAUACUUGAAAGUGAUAAAUACAGAAGUAUUUAUAGUCUUGUUACAAAUACAGAAAAAAGAAGUCUAUCUGAUUUAUUUGGUAGAGCUCUUAAUGCAUCAAUUAUUUUAUAUUUCAUUGCAACGCGUACAUUAUUUUUUAAUCAAAUAUUUGAUAAUAAUAAUUUAAUUUCAAUAUCAUUAAAUAAUGAUGCUAUGUUUAUUGGGGGAUUAAUUUUACGUCAUCAACAAAUUAUUCCAAGUAACAUGCACACUUUUGAAGAGGAACGUAAUUUGGAUUCUGAAGAUCGUGGAUCAGCAGCAUUGCCAUUUUACAGUCUUAUUAAUCAUAGCUGUGAUCCAAAUGUUGCACGAAAUUCACUAGCUGAACAUAUUGUUCUUUAUGCUUUAUAUCCAAUGGAAAAAGAUACUCAAAUAUUUGAUAAUUAUGGCAUACAUUAUGCUGUAAUGUCAAAAGAUGAAAGACAAUUGAAAUUAUCGAGGCAGUUUCAUUUCAAAUGUGAAUGUAUUCCAUGUCAAAAAAAUUGGCCAACAUAUUUUAAAUUGCCAUCAUUUCAAAUAUUGGUACAAUCGAACGGUGAUAAAAUAAAAAUAGAAAAGGCACUCGUUAAAUUUAACGAAUAUGUGAAAUUUGCAACUGAAGGAAAAAUAUCAGACAAACCGCAUUUAAUGAAUGAUUUAAUAAAAAUGAUCAAAAUAUUAAUGAAAUACGUUAAUCUUCCUUGUAUGGAAGUUAAUAAUGUUGUUGAAACACUUAAACGUGUGUUUGCUUUAAAUGGAAAUAGAUUCGAAGUACCCAGUUUGAAAAAGGUAUAAAAAUUUAUUUUUAAAAUCAUUUUUUUUUUUUUGGCUAUUAUUAUGCAAUUAUUUUUAUCCUAGUCAAUUUUUAAAAAUAGUUUAAAUAAUUUAAAAUAUGUUAAAGUUAAAUCAAAUUAUUAAAAAAUGUUUAAAUGUUUAAUAUUAAAAGAAAAGAAAAGGGCCAGAAAACUAAGUGGAAAUUAUAAAAAAUAUUUUUAAAAAAUAUUUUUUGAUAAAGAAUAAAUCUAAAAAAAAAAUUCAUUUCUGUUGAGAAAAUGUAUUUACAUUUAUUUAAAUGCUCAAAUGAUUGAAAGACUGAAUAAAGUCCUUUCUGUUCUACGGGGUUAAUAAAAAAAAAAAAGGUUACCAUCAGUUGAUAUUACAGAUUUCUGUAAUGGCAAUUUACCAUCAAUUGGUAAAACAGUAUCCCCUUUUUUGCUGUACUAAUUUUGUAAUUUGUUAACAAGUUCUUUAUUUAGAAAUUAAAUAUUAUAUCAGACUGCUUUUUGAAUAUAUUUAAGAAAGAAUUAUAUUAUAUAUAUAUACUAAAAAUAUUUUAUAACAAAUGUUUUACUGUCUUUAAAUGUGACAAAACGUUUUUGACUUGUGAGAUUAUAAAAUAAAGUUAUGAAUAUAAA